Molecule: messenger RNA, 812 nt
Organism: Salvia hispanica
Lineage: Eukaryota; Viridiplantae; Streptophyta; Magnoliopsida; Lamiales; Lamiaceae
Product: protein RGF1 INDUCIBLE TRANSCRIPTION FACTOR 1-like
Source: RefSeq, a predicted model, not a curated record
AACCCCUCUCUCUCUAAUAUCUAUCUCUCCUCUCUUUCCCAUGAGACAAAUGCAGGUGCCUCCAUGGCUGGAGAGACUGCUAAGAACAGAAUUCUUCAACCUUUGCCGCACCCACGGCGAGGGCAGCCGGAGCGAAUGCAAUAUGUAUUGCUUAGAUUGCAAUGCCGGCGCCUUCUGCUUCUACUGCCGAUCAUCUAAGCACAGAGAUCAUCAUGUAAUUCAGAUAAGGAGAUCGUCGUAUCACGAUGUGGUACGAGUGUCGGAGAUUGAGAAGGUUGUAGACAUAAGUGGGGUGCAGACAUAUGUAAUAAACAGCGCAAGGGUUUUGUUUCUCAACCAGAGGCCUUUGCCAAGAGGCGUCAAAGCUGUCUCUCAUCUCUGUCAAAUUUGUAGGAGGAGUCUUUUGGAUAGCUUUCGUUUCUGUUCUCUCGCUUGCAAGCUUGUAGGAAUAAAGAGGAAUGGGGAUGCAAGCCUUUGGUUAGGUGCAAAUAAUGAGGUAGUUUUGGAGAAGGAUGGGGAGAUUUCAAUGGAAGAGAAAGAAUUGUGUGAAGGAUCACAACAAGAAAUCUACUUAACCACGCCCCCACCUCAUCUUCGUCAUCAUCAUCAUUCAAGAAGAAGAAAAGGCAUCCCACAUAGAGCACCGUUUGGCUCUUGAUAAAUUAAUUAUUUCCUUUUUUAUUUCACCUUCAUCUUCGUUUCAAUUUCUACUCCUAGACUAGCUACUUUCUAAAGCCCAUAACUCCGACAUUAUUUGUCCCCACGAAAAACAAAUUAAUUAUAGCAUUUUCAUUUGAUUUUUUUUAAUGUAA